This is a messenger RNA of Mugil cephalus (flathead mullet), 1768 nucleotides long. RefSeq names its product coiled-coil domain containing 28A (gene ccdc28a). The transcript has 6 exons. NCBI's taxonomy places the organism in Eukaryota, Metazoa, Chordata, Actinopteri, Mugiliformes, Mugilidae. The coding region runs from base 189 to 767 and encodes 192 amino acids. The record is from RefSeq and is a predicted model, not a curated record.
GCGUCACACCAAAACAGGAAGUUUCCAGAGUUCGCAGCUGCAAGCUAGUGAGCUAACCUGCGAGGCGCAUACGGAAAUAGCGACAGUUUAGAAAAUGUUUUAAUCCCGUGGAGAGCCUUUCGUCGCAUCGGGAAACAUAAGAUUUUUUUUGCUACAGUUCCAAUCAGAUAGCAGCGUAACAUGAAGUUAUGGAGGAGCGAAAGCUAAAGAGAAAGAGCCCCAGGGUCUCCAGCAACGCGGCGGCUCCGGCCGGCGGCUCCGGCCGCAGGAAUGGCUCUAACUCCGGGGGACGGCAGGUCGGCUACAGCCACAACACCGGGGCUCACUCCAGCCAAAAGAGCAAGAGUAGGAGGGGAGUCAGAGAUAAAUCCAGGUACCAGCAGGGUGUGAGCGGUAAAGGUAACCAGACCCCUGGCCAGGCUGCACCGAUCAUCCAGCACUCCUUCCUGACCGACGUCUCAGACGUGCAGGAGAUGGAGAAUGGCCUGCUCAGUCUCCUCAAUGACUUCCACUCAGGAAAACUACAGGCAUUUGGCAACGAGUGCUCCAUCGACCAGAUGGAGCACGUGAGGGAGAUGCAGGAGAAGCUGGCGCGCCUGCAGUUCGACCUCUACGGCGAGGUGGACGAAAUGCCGGAGGACCAGAGGAAGGUGGCGUGUGACACCAACAUGGACAAGCUACUUCUUAACCUUGAGGAGCUCAGCACGUCCAUCCAAAAACUGAACCUCGCCGACACUCAAGAGAUCCCGAGGACUGCCAGCAUGUGAUCACUUCUCUAACCCGCCACUCCUUUCUCAUCCCCAUCCGAUCCAACCGUUUGUGUUAUUCCACCUUGAGUGGCUGCGAUGGAUGAGGUGGAGCGGAACGAGCUUCUUCUCUGCACUGUUUCUCUUCAGUAUUGUGGCGGAAACGGCUACAAAGCUGUUCACCAGCGUUCCCCGUCCGCACGGGGUGAUGGAUGUAUUACGGAAAUGACAGAACAGGGAUACACCAGCAGCUUUAUUUUAUUAAUAAAGUUGCAAAUAUUUGAAUAGAAAUUUCCUCUUAGCUUAAACGGAAUCUAGUGUCGGCUUUGGUGCAUCCCUGUAACUGCCACUUCGAGGUCAAUUUGUAGUGUGCUCGUUAAUUUCCAAGCAGUCUAGAUUCGCAAUACAUUGCUAACCAAAGUUGUACUGAUCAGCUGAAAGUGAGACAGCCGCACAUUUAAUUUCGGUUGUCUCGCCCGUUUUCACAGAUCGCUAAAUGUCUGUAACGUCGCAAAUUAGAGAGUUUCUCAACAGAUAGCUUUAAACACUAGCUUCGAUUUAAUCCGUGAGCAAAUUAAAACUACUCAAAUUAACCAAAAAAUCGUUUGUGGUGGUAAGACUCUGUAUACGGCAGUAUAUAUUUUUUGGCAUUUGAUUUCUCGUUGCACACGAGUGACUUGGUAUCACCUCCGAACACAUCAUUCAGUGUUGAAUAUAUUUGCACAUAUCCAUGCAACAUGCACGCGUGUUGGGUUUGUCACUGGAAGAGAUUCGAUAACCUAAAUAUCGACACAUCACAGCCAUGCCUUAAUAUAUAUCUAUUUUUUUCCUGUCUAAUUUAAUCAUUUUUGCCUUAUUGUUUUCGAAACUUUUAAAACGGUUGUUGGAUUUAGGUUCCCGAGACUAUUUUUUGAUUUGAAAUCACUGCUUAUUUUAACUAGGGUUAUAGCUGGAGGGCAUGGGCUGUUGUACUGUUAACUUUUUUGGUGAUUUUAUUGACUUAAUAAAAGUUUUUGUCUGAU